Iphiclides podalirius (scarce swallowtail) is the source of this 4005-nucleotide messenger RNA. The record is from the annotation of a GenBank genome assembly. NCBI's taxonomy places the organism in Eukaryota, Metazoa, Arthropoda, Insecta, Lepidoptera, Papilionidae.
AUGCGUGCGGUCGAGCUGUUCACGAAAGACUCGAAAUUGCCACCAGAGCUGCGUCCACUGCGUUAUGACGUCAACAGCGUGACACACUUCGGCGAUAGGGAAUUCAGUAAAAAUGGCCACCGAACAAUAAUAUUUAAGGACCACAACGUCCAACAAAACCGCAACGGUCUCUCCGAACUGGACUUACGGAAGAUCGAGAUAGUCUACGGCCCGGAGUGCCUGAAACGGGAGCGACAGGAGAAGAUCGAACUGUGCCAGAACUAUCCAGGAGUCGCCAGGAGGAAGCGGGAGAUUGACAUAUCCGUGGGGGGGGCGAGUCUACGCGUCAACAGAGAUAUCACCGCACCUCCCGCGAUUAAUACCACGGAAGCACUGAGCGCCUUAGCUCAAUUAGGAGUCGAAAACGAGGCACACGAUAUAAAAGAAAGAGUUCACCAACUGUCUUCUAGAGCACUAACGAACGCUCAGGUAAAGUAUUGCAACGGCACAGCGCCGCAUCUAAGGUCCGAUGGAGAUACGGGCAGUGAUGGGGCCGACCCGUUAGGCACGGUGGAACUGCUCGCUGACUACGCUAAGUCGAUUGUGGAUCACGCGGGAGAAAACACCAAGUCGUUCUGCGAGGCGGCCGACUCCUUGUACGUAUAUCAGCGAACGAGAUGCAUUUACGAGGGGUAUGGCGGAUGCAGGGGCUACAGAUCCACCAAAUCGGGCGACGUCAAACAUUCGACGCAGCACAGACCGACCUACCAGUAUCCGACGAAGCACCCGAACAGAGAGAGCAAAUAUGAACCGAUGUCGUACAGAACGGGCAAUAAUAGCGAUGCAGACAAAGUUAGAAGGAAGAGGGAAGCUGCAACAGUUGGGGAUGCGAUUUGGUCGAAAGAAAAGGAAAAGACUAAUGGAAUCGAUGUGAAAUCGAAACCAACGGCAUCUCCAACCGAUAAAACAGUGUCAGAUGCAAGAAGGCGUUUCAAGGAAAUCCCAUUCAGCGUUCACAAACACAAGAAAAGCGCGAAGGAGAAAGUGUACGCGUCUGAUUUGUCCCUGGAGGGUGAGCAAGGAAAGUUAUUUAAGAAUAAUCGACCGGCAGCGAAUAUCCGUUUAGCACAGAGGAAGAAGAAAAUGAACGGCGAACGAAGGAAGAGAGAAGCCUCGGCGGUAACAACUUCCCAGCCGGAUGAAGUCGGACAAGCUGAGGAUGUCAAUAGGAAAGAAACAUCUACGGACAACCUUCCGACAACAGAUAAGGGCCCGGCAUCAGAUCAAAUCACAGUCAGCAACCGAAGCGAGACCGGAGGAAGAAGAAAAUUCAAGGACACCCAAUAUCGCGUCUACAAAGGGAAGAAUAAUGAAAAGAAACGAACUUACGCAUCGGAACUGUCGCUGGAGAGCAAACAAGUGAAAAGGUUUAAGAAAAUCAACCGGGGAACAAGAACAGCCAAGCAGAGGAGUGGGAGACGAGGCAUGAUUCGCGAUCCAGCAGACAGAGUUAGGAGGAAGAGAGAGACUGCGCCAGACGAGAGUCCAGUACAGGCGAAUGGGGAUGCUGACGAAGACGUGGCUAAAGAGAAGACCGAUAACGACAGUCCAUCGGCUGACGCGGCUGCGGGAGUAGACCAAACGGUCGAGGGGAGAAGACGAUUCGGGGACAUCCCGUUCAACGUUUACAAUAAGAAGAAGAACGGAAAAGAAGAGGGUUACGCUUCCGAUCUAUCGCUAGAGGAUAAACAAGAUAAAGCGUCGAAGAAGAAUAGACAGAUGAAAUCGCAUUUGACGCAGAGGAAGAAGAAACGCGGUGAAGACCGGUCAGAAGAGACGAGGCCGGUGAGUGAAAGAGACAGAACGCCCCGCAAAGCCGCACCGAGGACUGUGGAACUGUCAAAGGAUAAUGAGGAGUUCUAUGCAGAGAGACGCUGGCCUGACGGGAUCGUAAGAUACAUGAUAAAAGACAUUCCCAAAUAUGACCUUGACGACGUCCGCUACCGUUUGGAGGAGGUAAACAAGAUUUUGAAAGAGAAAACCUGCACUCGCCUUAUGGAGAUAACUGAUGACGAGAGGAGUUUAUUCGAAGACUACUUGGUACUGGACAACAGCCCCGACUACGUCACGGGCAGAGUCGGUGGUAAGCAGUGUGUCGCCGUAUGGAGGAAAGGAGACGUCGAAGUAAUCCCGAACGAACAAGGUAACAGGACAACGCCAUCUUACGUCGCAUUCACGAACCGCGAGCGCCUUAUCGGCGAAGCGGCGAAGAACCAAGCGACCGCGAACGCCGCUAACACGAUUUUUGGCGCGAAACGCUUGAUCGGGCGUCGCUAUGACGACGUCGCGGUGCAAAUGGACAUGCGUCAUUGGCCGUUCAAAGUGGCGAGCGACGGCGGUAAGCCGAGAUUCGUUGUGUGCCACAAGACGCAGAGGCGUACGUUCGCGCCGGAGGAAAUAAGCGGCAUGAUACUUUCCAGGAUGAGGGAGGCGGCCGAGGUGUAUUUGGGGCGGGCGGUGGGCGACGCCGUGGUGACGGUGCCCGCGUAUUUCAACGACGCCCAGCGGCAGGCGACGCGGGCGGCGGGCGCCAUAGCGGGCCUGAACGUGCUGAGAAUCGUCAACGAGCCAACGGCGGCGGCGCUCGCCUACGGAUUGGGCAGGCACGCGAAGGGCGAGCGGCGCGUGUUGGUGUACGACCUGGGCGGCGGCACGCUAGACGUGUCAAUGCUCACGAUAUCAGAGGGUGUGUACGAGGUGAAGGCAACGGCGGGCAACACCCGCCUAGGCGGCGAGGACUUCGACAACCGGCUGGCGGCGUACUUCGCGGAGGACUUCCGCAAGCGGUACGGGCGUGAGGUCCUGGGCAACGCGAAGGCGUUCCGCAAGCUCAAGUCCGCCGCCGAGAGGGCGAAGCGGUUCCUCACGUCCGCCGCCCACGCCACCGUCCAGGUCGAGUCGCUGUGGAACGAGAUCGACUACUGCGGCAAAGUCACGAGGGACGCGUUCGAGGAGCUCUGCUCGGACCUGUUCGAGGACGCUCUGCAACCGCUCGAGCGGGUCCUGAGCGACGCCCGGCUGAGGAAGGAGGAUGUCCACGACGUGGUCUUGGUCGGCGGCGGCACGAGGAUGCCGAAGAUACGGGGCCUGGUGCGAGAUUUCUUCGAGGGGCGCCCGGUGUCGUACUCGGUCAACCCCGAGGAGGCUGUCGCGUGCGGCGCCGCGAUCCAAGCGGCGAUCCUGUCCGGAGAGAGGCACGAGAGGAUCCAGGACCUCCUCCUAGUCGACGUGGUGCCGCUGUCGCUCGGCGUGGAGACCGCCAGGGGCGUGAUGUACAAAGUGAUCGAGCGGAACACCCCGAUCCCGUGCCGGCAUACCAGGGACCUGACCACGCUGGAGGACUACCAGAGGAGCAUGACGAUCGAGAUCUUCGAGGGCGAGAGAACUCUGACCAAGGACAAUAAUCUUCUCGGCGUCUUCGAGCUGGACAAGAUACCGCCCGCGCCGCGCGGCGUCGCCACGGUGGACGUGACGUUCGACGUGGACGCGAACGGGAUUCUGUCCGUUGUCGCCCAGGACAGGAGCACGGGCAACACCAACAGCAUGGUGAUCACCAACGAGCACCGUCUGAAGCAGCACGAGAUCGGCAAGAUGAUAGCGGACGCGGAGGCGUUCAGAGAGGAGGACUCGGAGAACAAGCGGCGUCUAGAAGUGAGGAACCAGCUCGAAAGCUACGUAUACAGCGUAAAGCAGACCGUCACGGAGAACAUUGAUAAGCUGACCGCGAACGAGAUCUCGACCCUCACCAGAGAGUGCAAGGACGCGAUCGAGUGGCUCGAGUUGAACCCCGACUGCCUGCGGGAGGAGUACGAGAGGAAGAUGUCGGAGCUGCUGACCCACUGGUCCUGCGUCAUGAGGAAGUUCUGCACCUCGCUGAGGCACAGGGCGAAGAGGCAGAGAAGCGAACUCCAAUGCGAGCUCGAGGGAAUCACGCCCACGAUGCUUGAGAAUGUGGACAGUGGAGAU